AUGGAGAGUUCUUGUUACUCCUCUUGUACUGAAGAGACUAAGGCGAGUUCUAGUAAGGCAAAGAAGAAGAAGGUGAAGAAAGCGAAGAAAGUGAAGAAGGAACUGGAUGCCAAGGGGAAGAAGUUUAUGGAUUUGUUUAAGACUACUGAAUUUAUGAAGGUUUACUCUAAGACUCCGAGAGAGUCUGAAUUGUCUGAAGUGUAUGAAGAUAUUUGUAAUAUUGUGUCUCCUAUAUAUAAGAGGGAGAUAGAUAAGAUAUUUGAUGAUUAUCAAGAUGAUCCUGUGACUGCUGUAAUGAAGCUUUGGACUUCAAAAUUAUUUAUAUCUGAACCAAUCAACUUAGCCCUUAUCCUAGAUGCAAAUGCCACAUUUGACUACGAUCCCGAUAACUUGAGAAAUUACUUCAGUCAACUUAAAACAAAAUACAAAAUAGAUUAUGAUGAAGUGCUCAAGUACUCUAUGAAAUUUAUAAGGAUGAUAAAUUAUUUCAUUGUUGAGUAUGCUACAUGAGAAAACACUAAAAAUAGAACCACCUAUGGCUUCAUCUCACAGGAAAUAUUCAAAAAUAAGGAAGUUGGAGAUACUUUUCGAAUUCCAACAUUUCAGCGUACUUCUGAAGACAAAGAAGGCGCCCUACAACUCCAGACUAUCGAAAAUUCUGGUGACUCGAUGUACUUAGCUAUUUACAGGAUCCCUAAAGGAUGCUAUAAUGCUGGAAAAAUUGGAGAGAGAAGCAAAUACGAAAUAGAGGAAGAAACUCUGAUUCCUCCUUACACUCUUUACACUGUAACCAAGAAGGAAAGGAAUGAGCUCUGGCUAGAUGUGUGAAAAGAUAAUAAAUCUGCAUAAUUUAAAAAUCUGGCAUCAGAAAGUUCCACUGUUUGCUGAGGUAGCAU
Moneuplotes crassus is the source of this 896-nucleotide messenger RNA. The record is from the annotation of a GenBank genome assembly. Lineage: Eukaryota; Ciliophora; Spirotrichea; Euplotida; Euplotidae.